Messenger RNA from Mizuhopecten yessoensis (Yesso scallop), 4610 nucleotides. RefSeq names its product calbindin-32-like. Gene Ontology annotation, biological process: regulation of long-term synaptic potentiation; regulation of presynaptic cytosolic calcium ion concentration. The transcript has 13 exons. Gene Ontology annotation, molecular function: calcium ion binding. Gene Ontology annotation, cellular component: synapse; nucleus; cytosol. Lineage: Eukaryota; Metazoa; Mollusca; Bivalvia; Pectinida; Pectinidae. Bases 585 to 1586 code for a protein of 333 amino acids. The record is from RefSeq and is a predicted model, not a curated record.
CGAGCACGCCAUCAUACGAGUGAAGAGCUCUGCCGACUAGCCAGCGCUAGGUACAUCGUAGUCAGCAUCACGCUUUGGAGACAAAAAUUCAAUACCGUAAAUUUAUCAUCUCAAUACUAUAGCAAUCAUCUGCUGGCCAUGUGUUGAAUGAAAGGAUUACCACCACAGUAGGGUAUCACUUGGUGUCGUCUCUAGAGCUUUCAGAUAGAGAUCACGUGCGCUUUGUUAUCACGCCUGUGAAACAUUCGAUUCUAGGCUAUAAAAAAGUGCGUUAUUGUUCAGCGGCCACAAACUUUUGCAUAUGUACAUAUUCCUCAUGUCUAUGUAUCUGAAUUCGAUACAUACACCUGUUACGCGGAUUACAUUUCUGCGCCUGCGCGAACAUUAUUGAAUUCUGUUUCAGCAACUUGUGUCCAUGUGAUCCUUAGCAGUUUUCCACUCGUAACAUUACUGGGUGUGUCACCUCAACACUUCUCCAUAAAACUGGCUUAAGAUCGAAUCAAGUAGGAAAUACUGAUUUUGAAUUUUCUCUUUCACGCUUUUGUUCAAAAGGAUUGUGUAUAUUUUGGAAAUAUACGUACAGCAUGGCAGGGACCACCGACGGAAAUUUCUUGCGACAAUUUCGGGAUUUGACUACCAGAGAGUUUAAGCAGAUUACAGCCAACCAAUUCAUGGACGUAUGGCACCAUUACGACUCUAACAGUGAUGGAUACAUAGAGGGUAAAGAACUGGACAGCUUCCUGAAGGAAUUAGUGACCAGUAUUAACAAAGAAGAUCUCGGACCAGAGGUCGUUUCAGAAUCUGCGCUUAAAGAAGCAAAAGAGCUAAUUCUGAAUGCCUUCGACGAAAAUCGAGAUGGCAAAAUCGAUAUUGCCGAGCUUGCACAAAUCCUGCCAACAGAAGAAAACUUCCUGUUGUUAUUCCGAAGAGACCAUCCACUUGACUCAAGUGUGGAGUUUAUGAAGGUAUGGCGAGAGUUCGAUUCAGAUCACAGUGGAUUUAUUGAGGCUGACGAACUAAAGAACUUUCUGCGACACUUGUUGAAGCAGAAGAAGCGAGAGUACACCAUAACCGAGGAACAGCUCACGAUAUACACCGGGACAGUGCUCCAGCUUUUUGACCGCAACAAAGACGGGAAACUCCAACUUAGUGAGAUGGCAAAACUGUUGCCCGUGAGAGAAAACUUUCUCUGUCGACCAGUGUUUAAGAAAAUCUUUAAGCCACGAGCAUUAGAUAUGUUUGCAGAUAUACCUUGUGUAAGAAACAGAUUUAAACGACAAGGGAGUGCUAACAAAAUGACUCACGAUGACAUCAAACGAGUGUUUAAUCUCUACGACAGGGAUGAAAAUGGUUCAAUAGAGAAUGAGGAGCUGAAUGGCUUCCUUAAGGAUCUGAUGGAGCUCGUGGAAGAGGGAAUGCCAGCUGAAGCAAAGGACUAUGACGAGGAAGAUCUGAACGAGUGCAAGAAGAUACUUUUGGAUAAGUGUGAUCUUAACCAUGACGGGAAAAUCAAUCUUGAUGAACUGAGCAUGAUCCUCAUGUCGUACAAUAGGUCUUCCAGUGACACGGAGUGUGCCAAAGAAUAACAUGCCAAAGAAUUUACAGGUCGGGGUCACAAAUAUGUCGUCUGUUGCAUCAAAUCAGUUUGAACGAAAAAAAGAAUUCUUGUGUAGAAGAAUAGGGAUAAUCACUGUAUUUGUCAAUGAAUGAGAGUGAAAAUGAAACGUUUUUUUCAUAUUAUGUUCGAUUAACUGAAAUGAAGACUUUAAAAUGAAAGGAAUCUUGAUGCAUGCGUUUAAAGCUAUAACAUGAAAGAGUAGCAGUCCGUGGUUGUAUUUAUAAUAUUUCCCAGCAUUCUUUGUGAUGUCAUAAUAAAUAUAGUGAAGGUAGUCAUAGGGAGGGAUUGUGAAAUUUGUGCUGUCAUUAUAUAGUACAGGUAGUCAUGGGAACAUUGACUUAGCACAGCGAACAAGGAAAGGCCUCAGCAUGUCAUAUACAAUUAGUGACCUUGACUUUCUUAUUAUGUUAUGAAAUAUAAGCUUUAUAUUAUUGCAUUGUAUAUCUAUAAAAUGUCCAAAUCAUACAUUAAGAAUUAUUUUAAACAAAUUUAAAAUGCUUGUAAAAUCAUUUAUAUAUUGCUUUGUUUAAUACAAAAAGUAUAUCCAAAGUGCGACAGACUGUUACACAGUAACCCGAUGUUUACGUUUCCGGUUUUUUUAACACUUGUCUUGUAACUUAUUUCUUUGCAACAUGAAUGGGGAGAGGUUACCAGUUAUUAUUGUGUUCUAUUAUAUCUAUCUUUACAUCGGAUUUAAUUGUAAAUGUAAAUAUUCUGCUUACGGUAAAUGUUCUUUCUCAGUCGAAAUUUCCAUCAAUUAUCUCUUUUUCAAUUGUUUUUAAUUGUUACAAUCAUUGUUUUAAAUUUAUUGAUUAUUAUUGAGAAUAUAUUACAUUGUGAGAUUCCAACAGUAUAUUGUCAUGAGAAUAUCUUAAUCGCUCAAAUCUCCUUAUAAGGUAACUACAAAUUAGAGAUCAAUUCAUACAUAUGUAUUUAUGGUGAAAUCAGUGCCCAAUAAUACGUGACAAUUUUAAACAAAAUACACGUGUAGUCAAAGUUUAGAUCGAUUUGAUUGUUUAUGUGAGAGGAAUGAAGUCAGUAGAAUAGUGUUUUUGACCGGCACAGUUUGGGAGCUUUAAUCAAACUUUGACAAAACAAAACGUACAGUAGAAAUAAAUCACACGUUUAGUUAAUUUAGAUAGGUAGAAUUGCAUGCAGUAAGUUGAAUUGUUACCACGUUAUGUUUUAUAAUUUAAAUGGCUGAAUAUUACAUCAUACAAGUAAAAACUGUUCUGGAACGUAAGUCAGCGUCAAAAAACAAACCAAAGAUAAAAUUUCAAAUAAUAUGGAAAAAAAAUAAAACACUUUAUCUCCGGAUAAACAGUUAAAAUUAAAAACUUUCUCAACACAUUAAUUAGAUGAUCGGUAUCAUAACCAGGAUAUCACAAAGCUAGUCCAACAUACCGUCAGCCUGACAAUACCAUAAGAUCAACAAAGACAGUGACACCAAGUCUCAUUGUGUUAUCUAUAGACCUCCACUUGUCACUUAAAAUUGUAUGCAUAUUUUUUUUAAUCUUGCGUCCAGUUUUUUAUCUUUCUUUUCUCAUUUUUGAUUCCCUAUAAUCUGAAUUUGAAAACAAUUUAAGAUUAAUUGGCACAGUGUACUUAGAAGGAAUGGCUCUACUCAAAGUUCUAAUCAGUAUUAAUUAGUUAAUCUUCUAUCAGGAACUUAGAUUUCGCCUAAAAUAUAUGACUACUUUCUGAACACCUUUUAUAGGUGCAAAUUAAUAGAACAUUCUCUUCUUUGAUUUCUUUAUUAAAUAUCUCUUGUAGUGUAUUAGACUGAAACUAAUAUUUUUACACUUAAUAUUUAUUGUUUAUGUACCUUUACGAAGCAGGCUUCACAUCGACAUGAUGUUUUUUUUUCUACCUUUCUACUUUAUCUCUAUUGACAAUUAAACAAACACACCUUAUAUACAUAUUUGCUCAAAACUGUACCUACCUUUCUUUAACAGAGCCUUUCUGUGAAUCAUAGGUUACCCUUCCCAGGGCAUAUUAAUGAAGUGCCCUUUUUGGUAUUGUUACGUGUCAUAUUUUUUUUCUUUUGUUUUUAAUUAAUUAAUUAAUAAUCAAAUCAUUUAAUUAUAAUCUUCCACAUAAAAUAUACCGAACUAUGAAGACUCGUGUGUGUUCCCCAGAUAUGGCUAUCAAAAUCCUAGAAGGAAUGACGGUGCACUGGUGUUUAAGAAAAUGUGUUGUUUACAAAUCAAAAUAUGAAAUUUUAAUUAAAAAGCGCAUAGCUAACACAAGGUGUUUUGCACAACAGAGUAAUAGGAAAACAACAAAUUUGCAGACGUCAUGCUGUGAGAUUUAACCUUUAAUUUAUGCUUGAAUAUCGAACGUUUUAGCUAUAAACAUCUGUUAUGAUUGUCAUAAACAAUAUAGUUAUUUUCAAUAUUACAAUAAUCAAAUACAAACAUUGAUAUACGACUUCCCCCUUAUAACAGCAGGUAUGUGGUAGAUUUUUAUUGGAUAGUCUCUGUCUCAAGAUAUGACAUAUCAAAGAGGGUACAUAAACCAUUUGAUAAAAUAAACUGACAAAAUCAGGGUGUAAGAUAAAGACUCGGUGAUGUGGGGCCUGGUUGUUGUUGGACAAGAACUUCAAUGAUCUUCACGAUUCUCAAAGUCAAGUUGACUGUUCCGUUUGCAAUGCAUAACGUUAAAUGUGAAACAUGGGUGCUAAACAAUCACAGCUUUAUUCGACAAUACAUUUGUACAAUGGAAUGUGUCUUGCAUGCAGUUUAAGGGCAUUUUCGCUAUUAUUAUCGAAAGUUUUAUCAAUCAAACAGGAAAUAUAGUCACUUCAUGUAAAGAAACUGGAAUUUCUUAAUGUUUCAAUCAUCUAUAUAUCAGACGCACAUAUUAAAACUUGCUUCUGUUAUAACGUUCACUCAAUGUAUUUGAGAUACUUAUAAAACAAAUUGUACAUAUAUUAUUCGAUAUGCUUUUAUUGUGCUUUUUAAUAAAAUAAAUUUGGAAAGAGCGCAUCUUA